ACCCAGUCUGUGCUUAGGAUCAGGGUUCAGUCUUUAGCUCAUUUAAAAACUGGAUUAGUGUCUACACUGCAACUUCUCCUGCCUUGCACUCUUUGCCCCAGCCACACUGAAUCACUUGCAGCCUUCCAAACAAGCUUCUCCCAGCCCGGCACUGGUCACAGCUCAGCUUCUUCACUAUGGUGGGCUCUAAUGGCAAUGAAUCCAGUGCUACCCAUUUCAUUCUAAUAGGCCUUCCAGGCUUGGAAGAAGCUCAGUUCUGGUUGGCCUUUCCACUGUGCUCCCUCUACCUUAUUGCUGUGCUAGGUAACUUGACAAUCAUCUACAUUGUGCGGACUGAGCCCAGCCUACAUGAACCCAUGUAUAUCUUUCUUUGCAUGCUUUCUGGCCUUGAUGUCCUCAUCUCUACUUCAUCCAUGCCCAAAAUGAUGGCCAUCUUCUGGUUCAAUUCUACGACCAUCCAGUUUGAUGCUUGUCUGAUACAGAUGUUUGCCAUCCACUCCUUGUCUGGCAUGGAGUCCACAGUCCUGCUGGCCAUGGCCUUUGACCGUUAUGUGGCCAUCUGCCACCCACUACGCCAUGCCACUGUGCUAACAUUGCCUCGUGUUACCAAGAUUGGCUUGGCUGCUGUGGUACGGGGUGCUGCACUUAUGGCACCCCUGCCUGUCUUCAUCAAACGGCUGCCUUUCUGCCGCUCCAAUAUCCUUUCCCAUUCCUACUGCCUACACCAAGAUGUCAUGAAGCUAGCCUGUGCUGACAUCCACGUCAAUGUGAUCUAUGGCCUCAUCGUCAUCAUCUCUGCCAUUGGCCUCGACUCACUUCUCAUCUCCUUGUCAUAUCUGCUUAUCCUCAAGACUGUGUUGGGCUUGACACGUGAUGCCCAGAUGAAGGCAUUUGGCACUUGUGUCUCUCAUGUGUGUGCUGUUUUCAUAUUCUAUGUACCAUUCAUUGGAUUGUCUAUGGUACACCGUUUUGGCAAGCGGCAUGACUCCCUCCUGCCCAUCAUCAUGGCCAACACCUACCUGCUUAUUCCUCCUGUGCUCAACCCUAUUGUCUAUGGAGUGAAGACAAAGGAGAUCCGGCAGCGCAUCCUUCGUCUUUUUCAUGUGACCACCCACACUUCAGAUCCUUAGGUGUCAGUGAGCAAAUUUGUUUUUCAUUCAAGUCUUUCAAUUGAGAUUUUAAUAUUUUGGAAGACAAUAUUAGGGGAAAAAACCUUAAUAAAAACACAACUGAUCCUUCAAAGACAAAACUGGUUGGAGAAUCUCCACGUGGAUAGGGGCAGCAAAACUCUAUACUCCUAAUCCCGAGUUUUGAAUAUUGUUUUCCCCAUUAGUUCUUCUCUAUAUAUAAUUAUUAAAAACCCUAAGGUGGUUGUGGUUGGAGGGUUAUUACUUCCCAUUUAACCAUUCAGUGCAAAUCUCGAAAUUGCUUGAACUGAUAGUCCACAGCAUUCUGAGAUAAGUGUGGUACAUCUAAAGAACAUUUACCAAAGUCUUAAGUGUGAAAAAAUUA
Messenger RNA from Rhinolophus ferrumequinum (greater horseshoe bat), 1512 nucleotides. Its product is annotated as olfactory receptor 51E1. Gene Ontology annotation, molecular function: G protein-coupled receptor activity; olfactory receptor activity. Lineage: Eukaryota; Metazoa; Chordata; Mammalia; Chiroptera; Rhinolophidae. The transcript has 2 exons. Bases 177 to 1130 code for a protein of 317 amino acids. Gene Ontology annotation, cellular component: membrane. The record is from RefSeq and is a predicted model, not a curated record. Gene Ontology annotation, biological process: G protein-coupled receptor signaling pathway.